This is a messenger RNA of Alligator sinensis (Chinese alligator), 3041 nucleotides long. It is a transcript of the gene CLPX, whose product is annotated as caseinolytic mitochondrial matrix peptidase chaperone subunit. Gene Ontology annotation, biological process: proteolysis; protein catabolic process; protein folding. The transcript is spliced from 14 exons. The record is from RefSeq and is a predicted model, not a curated record. Lineage: Eukaryota; Metazoa; Chordata; Crocodylia; Alligatoridae. Bases 16 to 1893 code for a protein of 625 amino acids. Gene Ontology annotation, cellular component: mitochondrial matrix. Gene Ontology annotation, molecular function: protein dimerization activity; zinc ion binding; ATP hydrolysis activity.
UUUCCACGUUGCACAAUGUUGGUAGGACCCUUAGUCCGGCGCUUCCCGUGGUUCGAAGGGCCGCUGUCAGGUAUUACUUGCGGUCGCAGUCGUCUCCCUGUUUUAAGAAGACUUGGAGCCUUUGAAACGCGUUCUUUAAGAAGAGUUCCCUUUAGAUGUUUUUCUGAAACACCAGCAUACUUUGCUUCAAAGGAUGGUGAAAGCAAAGAUGGCUCUGGGGACGGCAAUAAGAAAUCUGUCAGUGAGGGAGGCAGCAAGAAGUCAGGUUCUGGAAACUCUGGGAAAGGAGGAAACCAGCUGCGCUGCCCGAAGUGUGGUGACCUGUGCACGCAUGUGGAAACCUUUGUGUCUUCCACUCGUUUUGUGAAGUGUGAAAAAUGUCACCAUUUUUUCGUUGUGCUGUCGGAGGCAGACUCCAAAAAGAGCAUAAUUAAAGAGCCGGACUCGGCAGCAGAAGCUGUGAAGUUGGCAUUCCAGCAAAAGCCGCCACCUCCACCGAAAAAAAUUUAUAACUACCUCGACAAGUAUGUUGUUGGGCAGUCAUUUGCCAAGAAAGUGCUUUCAGUUGCUGUGUAUAAUCAUUACAAAAGAAUCUACAACAAUAUUCCUGCUAACCUGAGACAGCAAGUGGAAGUUGAAAAGCAAGCUUCUUUAACACCUAGAGAAUUAGAAAUAAGAAGACGGGAGGAUGAGUACAGAUUUACAAAACUGCUGCAGAUUGCUGGGAUCAGUCCACAUGGUAAUGCUUUAGGAGCAUCAAUGCAACAGCAAGUGAAUCAGCAGAUGCCUCAGGAGAAACGUGGAGGCGAAGUACUAGAUUCACCCCAUGAUGACAUAAAGCUUGAAAAAAGUAAUAUUUUGCUGCUUGGACCAACUGGGUCAGGCAAAACCCUGCUGGCUCAGACCUUAGCUAAAUGCCUUGAUGUACCUUUCGCUAUCUGUGAUUGUACCACCUUGACUCAAGCUGGCUACGUUGGUGAAGACAUUGAGUCCGUCAUUGCAAAGCUACUGCAAGAUGCCAACUAUAAUGUAGAAAAAGCCCAGCAAGGAAUUGUUUUUCUGGAUGAAGUAGAUAAGAUUGGCAGUGUGCCAGGCAUUCAUCAGUUACGGGAUGUAGGAGGAGAAGGCGUUCAGCAAGGCUUGUUAAAGUUACUAGAAGGUACAAUCGUAAAUGUUCCAGAAAAGAAUUCUCGUAAGCUGCGUGGUGAAACGGUGCAGGUUGAUACAACGAACGUCCUCUUUGUAGCUUCUGGUGCUUUUAACGGUCUGGACAGAAUUAUCAGCAGGAGAAAAAAUGAAAAGUAUCUUGGUUUUGGGACACCCUCUAAUUUGGGGAAGGGCAGAAGGGCUGCAGCAGCAGCUGACCUUGCUAACAUAAGUGGGGAGACAGACACACAACAAGACAUUGAAGAAAAGGAUCGCCUGUUGCGCCAUGUUGAAGCUCGAGAUCUCAUUGAAUUUGGCAUGAUUCCAGAGUUUGUGGGACGUUUGCCCGUGGUGGUUCCUUUGCACAGCCUAGAUGAAAAAACACUCGUGCGGAUUCUUACUGAGCCACGAAAUGCGGUGGUUCCUCAGUACCAGGCAUUAUUCAGCAUGGAUAAGUGUGAAUUAAAUGUGACUGAAGAUGCACUGAAAGCCAUAGCCAGACUGGCUCUGGACAGGAAGACUGGUGCAAGAGGCCUUCGAUCUAUAAUGGAGAAGUUGUUGUUGGAGCCCAUGUUCGAAGUACCGAAUUCUGAUAUUGUGUGUGUGGAGGUCGACAAAGAUGUUGUAGAAGGCAAAAAAGAGCCAGGAUACAUUAGGGCUCUGACUAAAGAUUCAUCCGAGGAAGAGUAUGACUCCGGAGUUGAAGAGGAAGGCUGGCCUCGUCAAGCGGACGCUGCAAACAAUUAAGUACUGUCAAAAGGCUCUCCUGCAUAAAGCACACUUGGUUAUUACAAGAUCAUACUGGGCUUUACAUUCUGACACUAAAGGCGUUGGAUCUAUCCAGCAUAUGAUACAUGGUCAAAAAACUUGCAGUUAAAAAAAAUCAGAUCAUGUAUUUAUUGUAUCAUCACAUUGAUUUUUCUUCACUGGACAUUAUUUGGACUUUGGUGGCAUAAUGUCAAGUAUAAAUUGUACGUUAUUUUUGUUCAGUUAAAAAAAAAAAAAAAAUGGUCUAACAAGCUUGGCAACACCUGGGUUGUUUUCUGGAACUAAACCCAAUGCAGGUAUUGCCAACAGCUAAAAAACUUUUAUGGUAAUAUUACUCUACAAAUGGGAAAACAAGCUUAAUAUUAACUAGAGGAUAGAUAAACUAUGAAUUUGUCUUAUAAUUCACUUGGGUUAAGUUCAGGUCAGUGUUAAGUUUCUGUUCAUUUUCAGAACCAAAUGGGUGCUGGAGGGAUUUGUUACGUUUGUCUUGAGACAUGCCCUAAACUGGAUUUUCCAAACCUCAGAUACUGCUUUAUGACCCUUUUCUGCAAGUCUGCUAAAACGUAACACAUUUACAAUAAUUGGAUACGAUAUCUAAUGCCAUUUCCUAACUUCUUUACCUUGCCAUUAGCUAUAGGUUUAACAGAGCCUCUGGAAUACUGAGAGCCGGUGAAACCUGCUGGAUUUGUGGAGGACGGUGAAGAUAUAAAGGCAGUGGGAUAUACCAUGUUGGCAUAACGUUUUAAAAUAUUUAUGUUCUAAUACAUGCAUUUUGUUCGAAUUAUCGGAACUAUUGUGCAUCAAUUUUUUGGUGCCAGAUAUUUGCCCAACCUUAUCUUCUUAUAACAUUAAGAGAUGAAGACAGUAAAGUUAUUGUAUAAUAAUUUUGAUGUAAUCAAUAGUGACUGUAUACAUGACCAUGCUUUUUUAAAGUUACAUGCUUAAAUGCUGGUGUUGCAUCUUGUGUUUUUGUCUCUUGAUUUUUAGAUUUGCUGCAAAGCAAAGACCCUUGAUUUCUGUUUUACACCCAAAUAAAUUUAAUAAUCCUUUAGGAAAGUGUUUGUGAAAACUCUAAAGGACUUGUAUGGCUUUUGAUUCAUUUAAAAAAUUAAAAUGGAUAUCUACAA